AUGACCAUUGAGAUUCCCCUAUUAUUAUCAUCUACAUUUCCAUUAAUAUGGAAAGCAGGAUUAGCUCAACUUUCUUUUGCGAAAACGGGAGGUUCAUUAGCUGCACUGAAAGGCACAUCCUUACUGUUAAGUAAAGCUGCCUCAACAGGUAAAGCGGGACUCCUAGCUUCUACGUCUACGCAACUUGACAACAUUAAAGAGGCAGCACAAAAAUUAAUCGAAGAAAUAGAAAAAAAUAUCAAUGUCAGCUUAUUUUUUUAUAAUAUAGAAGAAGAAGAAUCAGCCGGGUACUACUUAAUGAAGAAGCGACAAGAACAUGAGAAAGAGGCAUCAACAGCUUGA
Messenger RNA from Plasmodium gonderi, 342 nucleotides. RefSeq lists its product as hypothetical. NCBI's taxonomy places the organism in Eukaryota, Apicomplexa, Aconoidasida, Haemosporida, Plasmodiidae. The record is from RefSeq and is a predicted model, not a curated record. The transcript has a single exon. The coding region runs from base 1 to 342 and encodes 113 amino acids.